This is a messenger RNA of Paramuricea clavata, 648 nucleotides long. Lineage: Eukaryota; Metazoa; Cnidaria; Anthozoa; Malacalcyonacea; Plexauridae. The record is from the annotation of a GenBank genome assembly.
AUGCAAAGCUCAGACCAGAUCUAUCAACUGUUGUUGGUUUACCUCGAUGACGCUAUUGUUUUCUCAAAAACAUUUGACGAACACUUGGAGAGACUGGAAAAAGUUUUAACGAGGCUAGCGCAACAAGGGUUAAACAUAAAGCGAGAGAAAUGCAGUUUUCUUAGAAAAGAAGUUUCGUAUCUGGGAUAUGUGGUUUCAUCUGACGGUGUCUCGACUGACCCUGACAAAAUAUCUGUGGUGAAAAAUUGGCCGGUACCCAAGACCAUGAAAGAACUUCGUUCGUUUCUUGGAUUUGCUAGCCACUAUCGUCGCUUCGUAAAAGAUUUCUCCAAGGUCGCUGACCCACUGCAUGAAUUACAGAACCGGUGUUUACACGAACUGAAACUAAAGAAACAUCUGUUAGUACCCUUCCCAAAGCGUUGGAAAAUUGUUCAUCAACAAGCCUUCGAUAGGCUUAAGCAUUCGUUGACAACUGCGCCAGUAUUGGGAUAUGCAGACUUCUCGCAACCAUUCAUACUCGAGACUGAUGCUAGCCACCAAGGACUGGUGCGUUCUUUCCCAAGAACUUCAAGGAAAGAGACGUGUAUUGCGUACGCAAGUAGACGACUAAGACCAACUGAACGCAAAUGGACAAUUAUAGCUCCAUGA